AAGUCGAUAAAUUCGUUUCGACUUACUUACGUCCGUCAUGUCGCAGUGUGUGUUAAUUCUUUAAUAUUUUUAACAAUUAUUAUCAAAAAUAUUUAUUUCGAAGCAUUUGCAAAUAUUACAGUGUGAACUUUGUGCAAUUUAAUAAAUAUUUGAAAAUAAAUAGAAGCAUAAUCACGUGAUAAUGUGUUAGUGAAAAAGAAAAGAAAUUGAAGAGUUCUGGUGGAGAGUGAAAGAGAAGAAAACAAAAUGAAAAUUGGGGAAACUAUAAGAUUAGGAUUUAAUAUGGCCAGAAGAGCAACAAACCUACAAACUGUGAAUUGAAAAUCGAAGUUAACAACGAAAAUAUUAGCAGUGUGUGAGAUUAAAAAAGAAAGAAUUCUGAAAAGUUCAUAAUAAAACACGUUAAGUGUUUGCGGUGGUCGUGUUAUCAAUGACGUCGUAAGAGCACAGUCCCCCAGCCCCCGAAUGGUUUAAUAAAACAACAAAAAUAAUUAGGGUAAUAAACAACGGACUCUAUAGUGUACCUGCCUAAAUGUGGAGAUUUUUGGUAUAGCCGCAGCAAAAGCAAAGGAUGUCAAAUAAGAUCGGCUGUUGGAGCAAAGCAUUUAAUUUUUUGUUUUCCUAGUGGUUUUGCUCGUGCCAGUAAAAUUAUCGCUUGCAUUUAAAUGAUUUUGGUAAAAGAGUGCCCAUACCGCUGUACAUAUUUCGCAGCAUUUAUGUAUUCAUCGAUAUCCUCUCCCGAACAUAGGCCACUUAAUUUGUUACCCUGAAAAGAAAUUAAUUUCGAAUGCAAAUGAAGAGCAAGUGUACUCGACGAAAGAACAAAAACAAACAAGAAAAUGAAAGUUAUGCCCGUUUUGAAAUAUAGACAAUUUACGAAUAAUCUCCAUACACUCUAUUGGAGGCAUAUGUCGUUUGGCCAUACUAUGUCCGUCAGCACAACGAUAUUUUUGUAUUUUCUAAUAAUUCAUGUUGCACAAGUCACUCCCGUUGCUAUAAAAUCUCCGCCAUUGAACUACAACGGCACCUCAUCUAUAGGAUACAACAAUCUAAACAGACCUAUGGAGUAUGCACAUGCCUACAACGGGAGUAGUAGUAGUAGUAAUAAUGGAGGAAAUUUAAGAAGAUAUGUUUCUGGAACCGGUAGACCUUUUGCAGCGAUUCGCAAUGAGUCAAUGCCGCAGUUAUUGGUGUCUCCCACAUUGGCAACACCAAAACAGAUAAGGAAUAAAUCACGUCCAUUGAAAUGUCAUUGCGACAUUUGCAAAGACAGCAACUAUAUAUGUGAGACAUAUGGUUUUUGCUUCACAUCAGUGGAGAAGAAAGAUGGAAACACAAUAUUCAGUUACAGAUGCCUUCAGAAGUCGCAAACCUAUCCCCCAAGUCGAUUUAUCUGGUGUAAUGAUGGCCGACAUGGUGGUGAUGAUGGGCCAAAAGCCAGGCACGUUGAUAGCUAUGGUCACGCAUGUUGCAAGAACUCUGACCUUUGCAAUUUGCGAUUAUCGCCCAUUUUGAAAGAUUACAAAAAAGAUUUUCCGCCGGAGGAGACCAUCAACUCUUGGGUGCUGGUCGCCAUCAUAUUCGGGGCGACACUAUUUGCCUGCCUGUUGGUAUUUGUAUCUUGGUGUUUUUAUCAAAAACGUAAACAGGGUACGAGUCGCGCGCGUCCCUUUGCCCCCGAGGACUCAGUGUAUGAUCCAAUCUUAAAUGGUAACACAUUGCAGGACAUUAUAGAAAUGACAACGUCCGGGUCUGGCUCAGCCGGUCUGCCACUGUUGGUGCAGCGCUCUAUUGCACGCCAAAUACAGUUGUGCCAUGUAAUCGGCAAAGGACGCUUCGGGGAAGUUUGGCGCGGUCGUUGGCGCGGCGAAAAUGUGGCUGUGAAGAUAUUUUCCAGUCGGGAGGAGUGCUCUUGGUUCCGUGAAGCGGAAAUAUAUCAGACUGUCAUGUUGCGCCACGAAAACAUAUUGGGUUUCAUAGCAGCCGACAACAAAGACAAUGGCACAUGGACCCAGCUGUGGCUAGUCACGGAUUACCACGAGAAUGGUUCACUCUUCGAUUAUUUAACGUCGCAUACGGUCGAUACCAAAACUAUGCUUAGCAUGGCACUGUCCAUUGCCACGGGAUUGGCCCACCUUCAUAUGGACAUUGUGGGUACACGUGGCAAACCAGCUAUUGCCCAUCGAGAUCUAAAAUCCAAAAAUAUUCUGGUUAAAUCGAAUCUAACCUGUGCCAUUGCCGAUUUGGGCCUGGCUGUGAGGCAUGUCGAGAAGAACGACUCCGUGGACAUACCUUCGACUCAUCGUGUCGGUACAAAGCGUUAUAUGGCACCAGAGGUAUUGGACGAGAGCAUGAAUGCUCAACACUUCGACUCGUACAAGAGAGCCGAUGUCUACGCCUUCGGGUUGAUCCUGUGGGAGAUUGCUCGUCGUUGUAACAUAGGCAUGAUUUACGAUGAAUAUCAGUUACCUUAUUACGAUGUAGUGCAGCCGGACCCCACCAUAGAGGAAAUGAAAAAGGUCGUUUGUAUAGACAAGAUGCGUCCCAAUAUUCCGAAUCGUUGGCAUGCCUCCGAUGUGUUACACAGCAUGGCCAAAGUUAUGAAGGAGUGUUGGUAUGCUAAUCCUGUGGCCCGUCUCACAGCUCUCCGAAUAAAAAAGACUUUGUCCAAUAUUAGGGUUGAAGAGAAGGUUAAAAACUGAUUAUACACAAAGGAAUACAAUACCAUUCCCAUUCCCAACCAAUUUGACUUUAUAUAAUGAAAUUUGUUUUCAAUUAGUCAGCAGCCCAAUCUUCAAGAUUUGUAAAAUCUUAUUGCCGCGCUUCACCCAGUGACGAAGAAUGUCGUUGUGCCCAAUACAACAGGAAUUGACAGACUUCUUAAAAUACUUUGAAUAAUUUCAACUGCACUAUGUAAAGACAACGACAACGUGCUCAUGACGUGCCCAGUUCGCGGUUGCUCCUGGAACUCCAGUGUUUGCCCAUCCGCCUGACUUUUCCGAUCAAAUUGACUGUAAACUUUUUUUUUGGACAUUUUAAAUGUUUCCAUUAUGGUUAAUAUAAUGUAGGCAUUUAAGGCAGCUACUUUUAAGGUAACAAGUCGUUCAGGAACGACUAUAAGUAAAUAAAUAUUAAGAAAGGAAAGAAUGUAAAAUAUUUCUGCUGAUAAAAAAGACAAAUUCGACGUUGCUAGUGUAAGUUAAAUGUACCUAAUAACUAUUUAUGUUUGUAUGUAUGUAUCUAUACUUAGUACAUUGCACAGAGGAGCUGAAAUUUCUUUAAAUUCUUUCCAUUUGCCCAUUUUUAGAGAUCAUUUCAAAUUAAGUGUACCCAUGAAACCAAAGAAUCAAAUUGGACAUCACACCACAUGUACCCUCUAGCCCCAAUUGUAGUGCAAUGCGCCAGGGCCAUAGUACCAACAAGAUCUUGUUCCUUUGUAUUAUAACACUUCAGAUGUUGUGUUUCGAUUUUUAUCCUGUAAAUAAAUCCUGGAAGAAAUUGUGUAUACCUUCGUUCAUUUCUAGAUUUAAGGUUUAAUGUAAUGUAUGAAACUGUUAUGCGACAACAACUGAAUUGUAAAUAUAUAUUUUAUAAAAUAGGCAUACUAUUUAUGCAUAAGUACUAAUUGUGAAAGUCUUUUAUAAGAGGAUAGAUAUUUUUGAAUAUUCACAGGUCCUUCAUUUGGCUUGCGGCCAUAUAUUGUUUCGUUUUGUUACAUUUUGUACAUUUCCCGUUGUUUUAAGCUUCGACGACAUACACAUUUUCCUAUUUUACACUCACUCAUACCCAUCUAGUUUAGUUUAUAUGUAUAUGCGUAGCCUACAGAUUCAUGUGUUGUUUUUUUGCAAAAUUAUUCAUGAAAAGCGGAUUUGUUUUGAUUUGAACAAAAAUAUAUACAAAGAUGUACUGACUUA
Musca domestica (house fly) is the source of this 3914-nucleotide messenger RNA. It is a transcript of the gene babo, whose product is annotated as TGF-beta receptor type-1. The record is from RefSeq and is a predicted model, not a curated record. Bases 840 to 2702 code for a protein of 620 amino acids. Gene Ontology annotation, cellular component: plasma membrane; activin receptor complex. The transcript is spliced from 8 exons. Lineage: Eukaryota; Metazoa; Arthropoda; Insecta; Diptera; Muscidae. Gene Ontology annotation, molecular function: activin receptor activity, type I; activin binding; ATP binding. Gene Ontology annotation, biological process: nervous system development; activin receptor signaling pathway; protein phosphorylation.